AUGGCCGGAAUUGUGGAGAAUUUACCAGCCAUCCUGCAAGCAAGUAUUUCGCCGAGUAGUCAGAUUAUAAAGCAAGCCGAACAACAACUGGAAGAACUUUCAAAGACUCCAGGUAUGUAACUUCAUAUUGUUUUAUUGUUCUUUAGGGUUUGCCGAAGUGCUACUGCAGGUUAUCAAUGAGACAAGUGUGGGCAACGAUAUUAAAAUUGCCGCUGCUGUGGCGUUCAAGAAUUUCAUCAGGAAUAAUUGGGUGAGUACGGGAUAUAUUGACCAAGGGUAAGGUCGGAAAAUUUGAUGGUAUGGGUUGGAGAUGAGAAGCAGAAUUUUGAUAUUUGGAAUACAGUUUCUUGGAAGUCUUGAGCAGGUCGAUAAGGAAUUUGAGCUGUCUUGAGUGGUUGAGUUUCUAGAUAUGACCAAUUUAAUAUUAUCCAUGAGGAUUCGUCGGCGAAUUUUUGAAAAGACGGCUAUAACUCAAUAUUUUUUGAUGAGAUGUGAUGCCCCAUAUAAAAUAUAGCUCUAUGGCGGCCUUGUGGUCAGUUUUAGCAUAAAUUCGUUAGCUGAAUUUCGUCCUAUUAACUUAAACCGUCAAUUUUCAGAACCCAGAAGGCACAUUGGCUGUUGCUCCUCUUGAGGAAUCGGAAAGAGAACGGAUCCGUCAAAUUGUGAUCAGUGGGAUGUUUCAAAUGGAAGAAGUUUACCGAAGACAACUUUCGCAAGCCCUCUGCAUCAUCGGAACCUACGAUUUCCCUCAUCGGUGGGAGAAUUUGAUGGAGAUCCUCGCCCAAAACCUCACCGGCGAUUUCACCCACAUUUUGGCGUCGCUAACCGCCAUCGAACAGCUGGUUCAUCGUUACCGAAAGCAUGGACGAUCUGAUGAUUUGAUCCGAGAGAUCAUCCAUGUCUUGAAAAGUAUCGCACAACCAAUUACGGACCUGUUCAAGAGGAUGGUUGAGAUUAUCCCGGCAGAGGGACAAGAGCCCUCAAUUUCGGUGGAUGAACAGAACCAAUGGCUUGAAGUUUUGCUGUUGUUGAGUAAAAUAUACUACUCUCUCAUCUGGCAAGACCUUCCCGAGUUCUUUGAGGUAUGAUUUUGAUUUUUUUGUUCGACUUUUAGGUUGAUGUCAAGUGCAAUAUAAUUUUUGGUUGAAAAAUUACCUUUUCAAUUCUUGUUGUCUUCAGGACCAUCUCGAAGAGUGGAUGACCGGCUACCUUCGUCUUUUGGCGUUGAAACUCCCGACUUAUGAGGCUCGAUCCGAUUCGACGGAACCAAACAACCUGGAUAAUUUAAAACGAGUCAUUUGUGAUAUUGCCAAGCUGUUUUCCCAACGCUUCGAAGAGGAAUUCUUACCGUACAUUAUGAAGUUCAUCGAGAUUGUGUGGAAUUUGCUGGUCCAGACCGAUCAUCGUGUCCGGUUUGACCUUCUCGUCAAUGCCGCUUUGGGAUAUUUGUCGGCGGUCUGUGAGCGAGAACGAUACGGCCAAAUCUUUCGGGAGCCCGGAGUUUUGGAGCAGAUUUGUCAAGCUGUCGUGAUCAAGAAUUUGACGCUGCGACAGGAGGAUUUGGAACAGUUUGAAGAUGAACCAUUUGAUUACCUCAAAAGGGAUAUUGAAGGUAAAUUUUGUUGGUUUACUAACGAAUAUUGUGAUGGAUUAGGUUGAAAAAUACAUAUUCUUUUAUUAGAAAGCUCUUGAUUUUAGAUCUAUUUGGUUUGUCAUGGAAUUUUGAGAAUUUUUAUAUUGCUUUACCUUGUUUUAGGUCUUGAUUUGGAAACCAGACGUCGUGGAGCUGUCGAUUUUGUCCGAGCCUUGACGAAAUACUUUGAAAAUGAUGUUUUUAAUGUUCUGGGCCAAGCCAUCACUCAAUAUCUUAAUGAAUUUCAGGUAAAUUAUAUUGUUUUAGGUAGUCUUUUGAUACCUUCAUUUUUUCACUGAAAUCUUAUAAAUUUUCGGUUGAUUUGAUGUUAAAACUAAUCAAAAUUGAAUUUCAGUCCAAUCCGACACAAAAUUGGAUCAAAAAAGACGUCGUUUACUUCUUGGUUUCGGCUCUGGCAUCCAAGUCAACCACCGCCAGACAAGGUGCAACUUCGGUCUCCCAACUCAUCAAUAUUCACGAUUUUUACAACAGUUUUGUCCGUCCAGAACUGGUCGAGGUGGACGUCAACUCGUACCCUCCAAUCUUGAUUGCUGACGCGCUGAAUUUUGUGGUCUUGUUCAGGAACCAAUUAGAUCCGCAGGUCUUGAUUGAAGCAUUUGGAAAACCGAACGCAUACGCUAGAAGAAUCCUAGGCUCGGAUAAAGUUAUUCUGCACCACUUUUUGGGCUAUGCAUUCGAUAAGCUGGCAACUGUCAAGAAAAAUAAUGUAAGUGCGGCAUGUGUAAUAUAAAUUUGGCGAUUUUUUGGAGUUUUUGUGAUUUUAAGUUGUGUUUUGAUGAAUUUUGAGGAGUUUCAAGGAGAAUAGAGGCCAUUUCAGGAGCUGAUCUUCAAUUCCCAAACGAUCCCCGCACAUGAUUACCUGGAGGCAUUGAUUUCGGCGAUCCAAAAACCCGACUCGCAGAAGUCCCACUACUUGAUGAAGGCGUUUAUGAGGUGUUUGUCCUUGAUGGAUGUGAGUUUGGGGUCAAAUAUGGGGUAAUUUUUGGAAAUGAAAAAUUUUUAUAUUACUUUAGGUCAAAAUUUGAAAUUUUUUCGAGAAUUUGAUAAGUUUUCACAAGUUUUUAUCCAUUUUCAGCAAAAACAAGCCGAAUCCGCCAAUGUGUACGUGGAUUUCCUGGUCCGCCUCAUCGAAGCGGUCGUCAAGGAGUCCCAAAAUCCGAUGUUUACACACUUGGUGUUCGAAUCUCUGUGUGUGGUGAUCAAAAAGAGCUUCCCCUACAUUCAAGAAGCCAUAUCUGAGCGAGUAAUGCCCCUAAUCGAGCAAAUUAUCAGCGCAGAUUUGGUGGAUUUUGUCCCGUACUCCCUCCAAAUCGUCGCUUUGCUCCUGUACCAGUCCGAAACCGAGAAACGCCUUGGCCGUCAGGACUACGGAGCCGAGAAAUAUGAGAGUUUCUUCCCCCAUCUGGUCCGAGGAACCUUCUGGCAGAGGGUUGUGAACGCUCCGGCACUCACAACGAUUUUUGAGGCGUUUAUUAAAACCGCGCCGGACUUUGUUUUGAGAUCGGGGAAUGUGGAAAGCGUCAUGGGAUGCUAUCAGAGCUUGAUCAGCUCGAGAACCCUGGAAGAGAAUGGAUUCCGACUGGCCACGGCGCUUAUUCCACAUUACGAUGUAGGAAUUUAUGUUAUACUUGAUAGUUGAUACUAGUCCCGACAAAAAGUCCUUGGAAUUUUCGAAUUUUUUGCGACCCCCAAAUCUCGUCGCACUGUGAAAAGUUGAUUUGUCACUGCGAAAAAUGGGACGGGACGUAAGGCAAAAAAACAAAAUUGCACUGUGCAAAAGCACUUUUUGGGCCGGAUGCACAGUGCAAAAAUGGUUUUUGGGUUCAUGCACAGUGCAGAGUCGCAGGAAAUUUCAAGGACUUUUUGCCGAAAAUAGUAUUAGUUUACAAGGAAAGUACUUCUAUGGGUUAUGGAGUUACAAGUCGAGGCAUAUAUCAAAAAAAAUCGCAAAACUUUUCUGGUUCAGAAUAUGUAAUAAUUAGCUGCCCAAUUUUGGUUUGUAAGGACGAAAAAGCUUCAGAACUUUUCUCGCAACACCACGCAAAUGCCUUUUUGACGAAGUUUUUACCAAUUCAAAAGCUUUGUUUGGAGCUACAAUAAACCCUGACAUCUUGAAAAGCCUUAAAAUAUCAAAUUUGAUUUACUACACCUUAAUACUACACCUUAAUUUGUAGUUCCAAUAUAAAAAAAACACAACGCAAGUGCCCCUGUUUUACAUUGGAAAUACUAAUUAAGGUGUAGUAUUAAUCAAAUUUGAUAUUGUAAGGCUACCAAGAUGGUUUACUUUAGCUCAAAACAAAGCUUUUGAAUUGGUAAAAACUUGUCAAAAAGGCGUUUGCGUGGUGUUGCGAGGAAAGUUCUGAUGCUUUUUUCACCCUUACAAACCAAAAUUGGGCAGCUAAUUUUCGCAUAUUCUGAAUCAGAAAAGUUUUGCGGGUUUUUGAUAUAUGUCUCGCCCUGUAACUCCAUACCCCAUAGAUGUACUUUCCUUGUUAGAUAGAAAAAUUGAUGUCAGGACUAAAUUAAUGCCAAUUUUUUAGACUAACCCAGUCCUAACCACCAGAGGUAUCCUACUGCCAAUGUUGAACAGAUAUCAAACGAAUAAAACGCAGAGAUUUACGAGGAUCUUCGUCUUGUUCUUGACCAGACUAGCUUAUAUCAAAGGAGCUGAACGAUUCGCCCAUGUGUUGAAUGAAAUCCAACCAGGAAUGGUGCAGAUGGUGGUGGACAAAGUCUUACUCAAAGAGCUCAGAGAAAACCAUUUGGCUCAGAAUUAUGACGACAAACGGCAUAUUGUACUUGGAUUGGCCUCCCUAAUCGGAGAUACGUACGAAUUGAUUAAGUAAGUGGAAGUUAUUAGUUUUUUUUUUGAUUUUUAGGUGGAACAGAUUUUUUUCGGCAUGGCACAGUGCAUUCGAGCUUUUUUGGCUAUUUUUUCUUUGCACUGUGCAGAAAAAAAAGCCCCUUCCCUUAACUGCACUGUGCGAUGAAAUUUUACUUCGAAAUUUUUACUACUGAUACCACAAUCUUCCUAACACCUCUAGAAUAUUUCUUUUCAACUCAAUAAUAUCUGCAGAGCUAAAGCUUUGAAUUUUUUUUAAAUUUGCACUGUGCGGCCGGAACUUUUCAUUAUUUCUUGCAUUGCACUGUGCGGAAAUAAAAAAGGCCCUGAAAAAUUAGUUUCCAGCGCUUUUUUCGUUUCGAAUACUUUAUCGUAUUUACAAACGCGUCGAGUUUUUAUAACUAGCCCGGGGGUAUGCCUCAAAUUUUAUUGCACAGUGCAAUUUUUCCCACUGUUCCUAAACUUCGCACUGUGCGAUCCCGGAGUUGGACGAUUGGGGAAAAGACGAUCGGGGAAACCGAAAAGUAUUAUUUUUCUUCGAUGCAAGUGUCGAAAUUAGGAUAAUCGGGAGUGCUGAUUUCGAAAAUGACGGUCAUUUUCUGAUAUUUACUUUUUUCCUUAAGUAGUACUGUAAAGUAGUACUUUUUUGAAUUUUUCUCAUGAAUACUCGAUUUGGGGGUUUUUGAUGGUGCUGAUUUCGAAAAUCUUAUUAUUUUUGUUUUAAAAUCAGCAUCGUCGAAAACCCCCAAAUCGAGUAUUCAUGAAAAAAAUUCAAAAAAUUGCUACUUUACAGUACUACUUAAGGAAAAAAGUAAAGAUCAAAAAAAAUGAAUGUCAUUUUCGAAAUCAGCACCCUUGAUUGUCCUAAUUUCGACACUUGCAUCGAAGAAAAAUAAUACUUUUCGGUUUCCCCAAUCGUGCUUUACUCCAAUCGUCCCUGUUCCGAAAUGAUCGUAAACUUAUUGGUCGUUUAUUCGGUCGAAUUUUAGACCCAUCUUCCGCGCCCUGGUCGAGUGCUCGGUGGAUGUUGUGGAGUCCACCACCACCUCGGUGAUCUUCGAAAAAGCCGACGAAGACCUCGAAUCGGAAGCCGCUGAUGUCUACUGCAAGCUGACCAACAUCCAAUCGGACCCAAUCAUCCCCAAAGACAUCGAUGUGAAGAAAUUUUUGGCCCAAAUGGUACAAAAAGCCAUUUCCACGGACCCAUCGGCUGUGGAUUGUCUCCCGGAUAAAAUCAAAAAUACCAUAUCGCAGUAUGCGGUUUAG
Molecule: messenger RNA, 5762 nt
Organism: Bursaphelenchus xylophilus (pine wood nematode)
Lineage: Eukaryota; Metazoa; Nematoda; Chromadorea; Rhabditida; Aphelenchoididae
Source: the annotation of a GenBank genome assembly